AUGAAGAAGUUCGGCUUCGGGAAGAAAGGUGGCGAUGGAGAUGAUGACUCGAGCCGGUCUGCUCUCUUCGGUAGCCGAUCCUCGAAGAACUCAUCUCCUGCCCCUGCAGCCUCAAAUCCAUAUGCUCAACCACCACAAGCCGCUGAUCCCUAUGCCCAGGACAACAACAAGUAUGCGAACAUGGGACCGGUAGGGCCUUCGGGAGCAUCGCCAUACCAACAGGCAAGACAAAAUUAUGGUCUGCCCAGUGGCCCUGGGGCUGCUCGUGGAGCACCUACACCUGCCGUUAACCAUGGUCCAUCACCAGGUGGAUAUGCAGCGGAGAAAUAUGGCAGCGGAAGAGGUUAUGGCUCCAAUCGAUAUGAUGGGGCGCCUAUUUAUGGAGCUGGUGGUGAUACCGGAUCAAAAUACGGCCCUGGCGGCUAUGGGGGUCUUGGACGAACCAACAGCAAUGAGACGACGGCCACAGAGGACAACCGCGACGCCCUGUUCGGGGGGGCCAAAGACCGAUACGCUCAGAGGACAAAUCCGCCACCAAGUAAUGGACGGCCAGGGGGUGGCUACACUGCUGAACCAGGCACUUCUAGUCAAGGGGGUGGAUAUGGUGCGUACGGCGAAGAGAGGCAAUUGACGGCGGAGGAGGAGGAGGAGGAAGACGUCGCGGCGACAAAACAGCAAAUUAAAUUUAUGAAACAAGAAGAUGUUUCUUCUACCCGCAAUGCACUGAGAAUUGCCGCCCAAGCCGAAGAGACUGGUCGGGCAACUUUGGCCAGACUUGGUGCCCAAGGAGAACGAAUCCAUAACACCGAGAAAAACCUGGAUCUGGCGGCAAACCAUAACCGCAUAGCGGAGGAGAAGGCAAAGGAGUUGAAGACUCUAAACAAGAGCAUGUUCGCUGUCCAUGUCUCAAACCCAUUCACGGCAUCUUCGCGUCGUGCUACGCGUGAUCAGGAGAUUAUCGAGAAGCAUCGCCAGGAACGCGAAGAGCGGGAUGCUACUCGAGCCGCCGCAUUCGGAACACAGCAGCGUAUGGAGAGAGCCUUCAAGGAAUUGCAACCUGGGGAUGUGGGCUAUCGUGCUCCUCAAACCAAAGCCAGCCUUGCAGAACGGUCGAAAUAUCAAUUCGAGGCCGAUUCUGAGGACGAUGAAAUGGAGAAUGAGAUUGAUAGUAACUUGGAUGCGCUCGGCCAUGCAGCUGGGAGAUUGAAUGCCUUGGCCCGUGCUACAGGGAAGGAGGUCGAUGAGCAGAAUAAACAUAUCGAUGUGAUCAUUCAAAAGAGCGAUCGCGUCGACGAUCAAAUUGCUAUGAAUAGAGCACGUUUGGACCGAAUCCAUUAG
This is a messenger RNA of Cadophora gregata, 1338 nucleotides long. RefSeq names its product Protein transport protein S9 plasma membrane t-SNARE (gene SEC9). Gene Ontology annotation, molecular function: SNAP receptor activity; syntaxin binding. Lineage: Eukaryota; Fungi; Ascomycota; Leotiomycetes; Helotiales; Ploettnerulaceae. The transcript has 2 exons. The record is from RefSeq and is a predicted model, not a curated record. Gene Ontology annotation, biological process: exocytosis; vesicle fusion. Gene Ontology annotation, cellular component: plasma membrane; SNARE complex. The coding region runs from base 1 to 1338 and encodes 445 amino acids.